AUGGCAAAUGUCGAUGACCCCGAAGGUGCUCCCAGAGAUCGAUUACAACAUUAUGACAUAGCACAAUAUUAUGAGCUGAAAACCCAGCUGAAUCAACUAUUGCCAAAACGAGUGCAGGUUCCACAAAAAUCUAAUCCCUUACCUUUGCCUCAAAUCAAUCACAUCAAGUUCCCUGAAAUUAAAUUGCCAGAGUUCUCGGGUAAUCCUCUUGAUUGGCGAUCAUUCCACGACCGGUUCAAUGCUGCUGUACACACACUGUCUGAUGAACUUUGCCCGUCGGAGAAAUUCCAGUACCUAAAAGGUUUGCUGCGAGGAGAAGCUUCAGGUUUGAUUUCCGAAAUUCCUAUCAGCGAUGAAAAUUACUCCGAGGCCUGGAAACGAUUGAUCGCGAGAUACGACGAUAAGCGCAUCUUAUCACCUAGUCGAAUUGCAUCCACCUCCAGCACAUCUCUCGUAUCAGUGGACCAAUUCGAAACACCAGACUCUCUCGCAUCCACUUCGUCUCAGCCCCCAACGACCCCACAUCAGGCGUUCACGGCCCACUCGGCGAAGCUUCCCACUGAUAUUGUUUUGCUUUCCACGGCGCUGGUUUAUAUCGAGGACUGUGCAGGAGAAAAGUUUACCGCCCGAGUUUUGCUCGAUAGUUGCUCGCAGUUUAAUUUGAUGACGGAGUCGUUCUAUCAGAAACUCAAACUGCCUAUUAAGAAAGAUCACGUUAAGCUUGGUGGGGUUGGGCAACACGUCACUUCGGUGAACAGAUCAGUAAAAUCCAUCGUGUCGUCUCGGGUUUCGGCUCUCAGUUGGCAGCUUAAGUUCCUCGUUUUGCCUACCAUCUCUCAUGACCAACCCUCCCAUCCACUGAUGACUACAGAUUGGGAGAUUCCCAGUUGGAUUACUCUGGCAGAUCCAACUUUUGGUACGCCUGCUGCUGUCGAUGCUCUCUUGGGUGCGGACGUUUUCUUCCAGCUUUUACGUUAUGGCAAAAUUACACUCGGAGAUCAUUUGCCCAUUCUCCAAAACACCGUGCUGGGCUGGAUAGUUUCUGAAAGAGCCCCGUUACCCCGUCUGCGCGACAAUCGAUUCAAUGCGCAGCGUCGUUUUUUCGCGCUUGAGCGCAAAUUGGAUGCAAAUCCAACGCUUCGAAAGCAAUAUGAGGACUUUAUCAAUGAGUUUCUCCAAUUGGGCCAUAUGAGGCUAAUCGCUCCAGCAGAAUUGUCUAAAGAAAAUGAAACUUUACCCCGCUAUUUUUUGCCCCACCAUGCUGUCCUGCGCCCCGAGAGCUCGACCACGAAACUCCGCACAGUCUUCGAUGCCUCCUGCAAAAGCUGCUCCGGUCUGUCGCUCAACGACGUUCUUCUGGCUGGGCCGACAAUUCAAGACACACUCCUGAGCAUCGUGUUGCGGUUCAGAAUGCAUGCCUACGUUGUCACUGGAGACAUUGCCAAAAUGUAUCGUCAGGUGCUGGUGCAUGAGAAGGAUCAGUCAUUGCAGCGAAUAUUUUGGCGAAGCAGCAAAAGUGAGGAGCUAAAGACGUACCAGCUGCUUACGGUUACCUAUGGUACGAACUGUGCACCCUUCCUCACCACUCGCGUCCUCCAGCAGCUCGCAAAAGACGAGCGUUCUCGAUACCCUCUGGCGGCUCCUGUUGUGGUUAAAGACCUAUACAUGGAUGAUCUUUUAACUGGGCAAGAUGAUCUGGAGCAACUUAAGAAGAUUUGCACCGAGCUGCUCAGCAUUUUUUCGUCGGCUGGCAUGGAUCUGCGGAAAAUAUCGUCGAACUCGCAACAAAUAUUGAAUGUUGUUCCCGAAGAAUGCAGAGAAACAAAAACGCUUAUCGAAUUCGAUUCCGAAUCCCCAAUCAAGACUCUCGGUUUGCUGUGGGAACCAGCAACCGAUUCGAUUCUUUACAAAAGGCCAAAUUUUACUCGUCACAAAUUCUACACGAAAAGAAUCAUUCUCUCGCAAACGGCAAGCUUUUUCGACCCUCUAGGUUUGCUGGGUCCUGCAAUCGUCAAGGCAAAAAUAAUCAUCCAAACUCUUUGGAAAUUGAAUUUCGAUUGGGAUUAUCGUUUGCCCGAAAAUUUCACGCUAGAGUGGGAGGAAUAUCAAAGCCAAUUCCAUCGUUUGAAAAACUUCACCAUCCCUAGGCACGUAAAAUCACUCUGCCGCCCAGCUUGCGUUCAAAUGCAUGGUUUUAGCGACGCAUCAGAACACGCAUACGGUGCCUGCGUUUACUUGCGUUCUGUUGCUCCUGAUGGAUAUGUUACCAUACGUCUUCUCGCCGCCAAAUCUCGUGUCGCACCAGUAAAUACGAAAUCGAUCGCACGCUUGGAACUAUGUGGUGCUCUGCUUCUAUCUCGCCUGUUGCUCAUGGUGUGCGACAGCAUCGGGUUGCAGGACAACAUCUUUUUAUGGACCGACUCUACAAUUGUGCUGCACUGGUUGUCUGCUAGUCCAUCUUCUUGGCAGACGUUCGUCGGAAAUAGAGUUGCGGAAAUCCAAGAGCUAACAGCUCACUGCUCCUGGCAUCACGUUCCUGGUACCGAAAAUCCCGCUGAUCUGAUCUCGAGAGGUCUUGACAUCGGCAAUCUUAUCGACAGCUCGUUGUGGUGGAAUGGCCCUCCAUGGUUAGCAGAGGCGAAUCAACCGUGGCCAGAGGCACCUGAAAGCUUUGACAACAUCAAAGAGAAGCAUCUGGAGGCAAGAAAGGGAUUAGUUCUGUCCAUCGCAAAUUCGUCCGAGACAGACCUCAUCGAAAAUUUUUCGUCGUUUACUCACUUGUUGCGAAUCGCUGCACUGUGCAGGCGGUUUUUCGCCAAAAUUCGUUACUGCCGACAAGUUAGAAAAUCAUUGCCUCAUCCUACUGAACCACCACUCCCUGGGCCUAUCACUGUAGACGAACUUAACGAAACACUCCUCGCAAUUGUACGCCGAGUUCAAGAACAAACUUUCGGCCAAGAGUUUGCUUCCUUGCGUUCUGAAAAACCGCUACCGUCGUCAUCGCCGCUUCGCUACCUGGCCCCCAAGCUGUGUGGUGACUUAAUUCGUGUUGGUGGCCGGCUCUCUUACGCAUCCAUUUCGUCCGAGGCAAAAAAUCCUCACGUACUACCACGCAACCAUUAUUUGUCUCGUCUUAUCGCCGAAACCAUGCAUCGAGAUCAACUACAUUGUGGCCCCCAAUUUCUGCUGGCCACACUUCGUCAACGCUUCUGGCCGCUUGGUGGUCGGAAUUUGGUCCGCAGCGUCGUGCAUGGAUGUGUCACAUGCGUGAAAGCCCGCCCUCGGUCAUUAUCCCAGCAGAUGGGCCAACUUCCUGCUGUACGAGGAAGGCCGAGCCCGCGGUUGGCGCCUGUUAAAUCUUAUGUGGCUGUCUUCAUCUGUAUGGCCACGAAAGCAGUUCAUCUGGAGCUGGUCAGCGACCUGACAUCAGCCUCAUUCAUCGCAUGUCUCCGCCGAUUUGUGGGCCGGCGUGGCAGACCAGCAAACAUCUUCUGCGAUAAUGCCACAAACUUCGUUGGGGCUGAUCGAGAGCUGCGCAACUUAUUUCGAUCCACUGAACAUCGUCACGCAGUAGUCAACGAAACUGCCGAUCAACUAGUUCGAUUCAACUUUAUACCACCACGAUCUCCCUCAUUUGGUGGCCUUUGGGAAUCGUGCGUGAAGAUUAUGAAACACCAUCUUCGUCGUAUCAUCGGGAAUGCGUUCCUGAGCUACGAGGCAUUCGUCACCGUGCUGGCGCAGGUCGAAGCCUGCCUCAAUUCGAGGCCAAUCACUCCAUUGACAUCCGAUCCAAACGACAUGAGAGUGCUCACCCCCGGGCAUUUCAUCACUGGUCGCCCCCUGAAUGCCCUACCCGAACGUGACGUAACGAACGCUCCAGAAGGCCUCCUACACCGCUGGGAAAGAGUCCAGCAGCAGACGCAGCAUUUUUGGCAACGGUGGCACCACGAGUACCUCACAUCCCUCCAGCAACGGUACAAGUGGUCAACGAAAACGAGCAACCUGAUCAACGGAGCAAUGGUUUUGCUCAGAGACGAUAUCCUGCCGAUCCUGAAGUGGCCAAUGGGUCGAGUGGUGGCCGUACAUCCUGGUUCCGAUGGUCUGGUUCGCGUGGCCACAAUCAAGCUGCCCAACGGGUCAACGACGAAGCGAGCCAUCUCCAAACUUUGCGUUCUCCCCGUCGAGGUCGAUCCUGCAGCGCUCGAACAUCUACUACCCCAGGUCAACGAGGUCCAGAAUUCCACAGAGUCAACUGGCGACUCUGGAGACAUCGAAAACGAAGAAGAAAGUGUUGAAACUUAA
Uranotaenia lowii is the source of this 4302-nucleotide messenger RNA. RefSeq lists its product as uncharacterized. Gene Ontology annotation, biological process: DNA integration. The record is from RefSeq and is a predicted model, not a curated record. The transcript has 4 exons. Gene Ontology annotation, molecular function: nucleic acid binding. Lineage: Eukaryota; Metazoa; Arthropoda; Insecta; Diptera; Culicidae. The coding region runs from base 1 to 4302 and encodes 1433 amino acids.